Neofelis nebulosa (Clouded leopard) is the source of this 1500-nucleotide messenger RNA. RefSeq names its product aspartoacylase (gene ASPA). The coding region runs from base 162 to 1103 and encodes 313 amino acids. The record is from RefSeq and is a predicted model, not a curated record. NCBI's taxonomy places the organism in Eukaryota, Metazoa, Chordata, Mammalia, Carnivora, Felidae. The transcript is spliced from 6 exons. Gene Ontology annotation, molecular function: hydrolase activity, acting on ester bonds; hydrolase activity, acting on carbon-nitrogen (but not peptide) bonds, in linear amides.
ACAGAAUAUUAAAUUAUACUCCGCUCAAGAGAACUCUGCACUUUGCACUUUGGUUAAAGUUCCAUUUAGAUUUAAAUCUCUAAACUUUUCUUGAGAAAUUAAGUUCUAUUUGAUUUCCUCUUUUCUGAAUUGCAGAAAUCAGGUAAAACUACUUGACAAAAAUGACUUCUUGUCAUGUUACUGAAGAUCCUAUAAAAAAGGUUGCUAUCUUUGGAGGAACUCAUGGCAAUGAGUUAACAGGAGUAUUUCUAGUUAAGCGCUGGCUGGAGAAUGGCACUGAGAUUCAGAGAACAGGGCUGGAGGUAAAACCAUUUAUUACCAACCCAAGAGCAGUGAAGAAGUGUACCAGAUAUAUUGACUGUGACCUGAAUCGAGUUUUUGACCCUGAAAAUCUUGGCAAAAAAAUGUCAAAGGAUUUGCCAUAUGAAGUGAGAAGGGCUCAAGAAAUCAAUCAUUUAUUUGGUCCAAAAGACAAUGAAUAUUCCUAUGACAUUAUUUUUGACCUUCACAACACUACUUCUAACAUGGGGUGCACUCUUAUUCUUGAAGAUUCCAGGAAUGACUUUUUAAUUCAGAUGUGUCAUUAUAUUAAGACUUCUUUGGCUCCAUUACCCUGCUAUGUUUAUCUUAUUGAGCAUCCUUCCCUCAAAUAUGCGACCACUCGUUCUAUAGCCAAGUAUCCUGUUGGUGUAGAAGUUGGUCCCCAGCCUCAAGGAGUUCUGAGAGCCGAUAUUUUGGAUCAAAUGAGAAAAAUGAUCAAACAUGCUCUUGAUUUUAUACAUAAUUUCAAUGAAGGAGAAGAAUUCCCCCCCUGUGCUAUUGAAGUCUAUAAAAUAAUGGAGAAAGUUGAUUAUCCUAGGAAUGAAAAUGGAGAUAUUGCCGCUAUUAUCCACCCUGAACUGCAGGAUCAAGACUGGAAACCGCUGCACCCCGGGGAUCCUGUGUUUUUAACUCUUGAUGGAAAGAUUAUUCCGUUGGGCGGAGGCAGUACUGUGUACCCAGUGUUUGUAAACGAGGCCGCGUAUUAUGAAAAGAAAGAAGCUUUUGCAAAGGCAACCAAACUAACACUCAACGCAAGAAGUAUUCGCUCCUCGUUACCUUAAGAAUCACUUCUAGCCCACCUGUGACACAGUAUCUUGACAAACUCCACUAGGUUGUAAGCUCUUGAAGGGCAGGGCUGUGGCUUCUUCGACUUCAUAUCCUAGUACCUAGUCCAGUGCCUUACCACAGUGGGCAUUCAGGCAAAUUUUUGAAUGAAUGAAUAAAUUAAUGCGUAUCUUCUCAAAGUAUCAUAGUGGACACGUAGCUUAUUCAAAGAAGUGCAUUUCUUAUUUCUGUAUAACUUUUUAUAUAUUAUACUUUGAGAGUUUAACAUUCUUAACAAACAGCCUUUAAAUUCAAAUUUCAAAACUGAAAUGGAUAUUAUACCUUAAAAGUUAUUAACUUGAGCCUAGAAUUAAAUGUGUUUUCAAGUAAUGUAUAAAUGCUACUCGAAACUCA